AUGCUACGAAUAGUAUAUCUUGCGGCAGAUCUGGCCAGCCGAGUGUCGCGACAGCUCUUGAUGCCGCGGGCGGCCAACGACGACAUCCUCCCCCCUCUCAAGUUCAACGACAAUGGCACGUUCCAGAUGUCCAUCUUCUCAGACAUGCAUUUCGGGCAAUCUGAGUCCAGCACCGGUCCGGCCCAAGACCGCAACACGGUUCGCGUCAUUGGCGAUGUUCUCGACUUUGACCCUCCCGACCUCGUCGUUUUGAACGGCGACUUGAUCAACGGCGACACCACCCAGAGCCACAACAGCACGCACUACAUUGACCAGAUCGUCGCCCCCAUGGUGCGCAGGAACCUCACAUGGGCUUCCACCUACGGAAACCACGAUCACAGCUACUCCGCGGACAGCGCCGACAUUCUCAAGCGGGAGCAGAUGUGGCCCGGGGCGCGAACGCGCAAAAUGGUGACGGCCAAGGACGCAGGAACCACAAACUACCACCUCCCCGUGUACUCGGCAGCCUGUGCCCGCGACGGCUGCGCCCCCGAGCUCAUCCUGUGGUUCUUCGACAGCCGCGGAGGCUACUACUUCCAAGGCGCCGCGCAGGCCAACUGGGUACACGCCAGCGUCGUCGCCUGGUUCCGCGAAACCAACGCCCUCUUGACGAAAAAGUACCAAAGGGCCAUUCCCUCGCUCGCCUUUGUCCACAUCCCCAUCCACGCGACGUGGGCGAUACAAACCCGUGCCAAGCCCAAGCCUGACUACCAGCCCGGCAUAAACGACAAGCUGGCCGUCUCGCAGCAGGGCGAGGGCUGGUGCCGCAACAACAGCCAGCAAGCGACGUGCGACUACGGCGGGCAGGACGAGCCCUUUAUGCAGGCUCUGGUCGAUGUCCCGGGCCUCAUGGGGCUCUUUUACGGCCACGACCACGGCAAGACCUGGUGCCACCGGUGGGAUUCCCGCCUGCCGGGGAUGGAUGUCGCCGGCAACGGGCUCAGCCUGUGCUACGGCCAGCACUCGGGGUACGGGGGGUACGGCGACUGGAUCCGCGGCGCGAGGCAGAUUGUCGUGAGGCAGGACGAGCUUGCCGACUUGGCUGUCGAGACGUAUGUGCGCCUCGAGUCGGGGGCUGUUGUCGGUGCCGUGACGCUGAACUCGACGUUUAACAGCGACUGCGAGCGUUACCCGCCUACCCCGAAUCAAUUUACGUACAUGGACAAGACUGUCAAUGGGCGCGUCAAGGUGUUUCGAUCGGAAUCGACGAGGUUGGGCGGUUGGGAUGCGUGGGCGUCUGGUUAUUACGGCGUGGCGUGGGUAGUCAUUUGGCGUGUAUUCUUUUGA
Messenger RNA from Metarhizium brunneum ARSEF 3297, 1326 nucleotides. RefSeq lists its product as uncharacterized. Gene Ontology annotation, molecular function: hydrolase activity, acting on ester bonds. Lineage: Eukaryota; Fungi; Ascomycota; Sordariomycetes; Hypocreales; Clavicipitaceae. Gene Ontology annotation, cellular component: cytoplasm. The record is from RefSeq and is a predicted model, not a curated record.